CAAACUAAAGUUAAAUUUACAGCCAUUCGCCAUAGUCUCCAUCAGAGGCAUAAAAUACCAAUGGCUUUGCAAAACUUGAAUGAGGUGUCCAAGGUCUUAUCCAAAACCAAGUCAUUAAGCUGCAAGAAAAAAUAAAAACUAAAUCCUUGAACAUACUCAGACUAUAAAAAAGAAAAGCUCGUUGCUCUGAACCUGACCGCGCAAACAGAUCGUGAAUCAGACUUAUUGGGCCCAAGAUGCGGCUAACGAAUCACGCCAAGGCGACGGCCGUCUCCAUCUCUCUCUCGUUCGUCCGCUCCUCCUGCUCUGUUCGCCGAUCGGAGACGCCGUCGAGGAUCGCCAAUCGCCGCCGUUCAUCUCUCUCUCUCUCUCUGUUGCUGUUCGUCUGGUCACUGAAACAAGGACGCUGUCCGCUCGUCUCCGUCGAUCAGGGUCGUAGCGCCGCCGUGACUCGCCGUCCACACCAGCGGUUCCAACUGACGUCCCUGUCCCGUCCCUCCAUCGCGCAUAGCAGGCCCGCGAAACAAGGGGAAAAUUGCAGCGGCCUGAUUCUUUUGAUUCAAGGUUAAUUCGUCGAUUUUCGAGGGGUUGAACACCGCCGGAUUUCAAGGAGACGCCGGCGGCGGAUGUCGGCAGUCCGGUCAAGGCUCCGACAGUGGCUUAGGUUGGUUGUGUGGGAUCCAACUGGGUCCAAUUAGUUCCCAUUGGAUUCAAUUUGGGUCUAAUUGGGUUCAAUCGGGUCCGUUCGGGUGCAAUUGGGUGUAAUCGGGACUGUUUGGACUCAAAUGGAUGCAAUUGGGGCUGUUUGGGAUUGUUCGGGUUGCUGUGAAUCACCCAAUAUGGCUGUUUGGUCGGACUACGGGCUCGGGCAGCUGGGUCGGCUACUGGCGGUGGUGCCGGGGUUCGUUUGGUGACAAUGGGACUGCUCCGGCGGGGGCAGCGGGCUUGAGGAUCGAUUCUUUGGGCUCGAUUCCGCGCAUGUAAGUUGGGUUAAUUGUAAUUUGGGUUUGUUAAUUAUGCAUGACGGUAGUCGUGGGUCUUCGACCCGGAUAUUUCGCUACGUGAUUUGUUGUGAAUUGUAAAUUGAGAUUUUAAUUAAACUGAUCUUAUUGGUGAAUAUUUUGGAUUACGAAUAAUAUAUAAGAAAUAGGCGACCUAGUAUAAUUAGGUGGACUUUAAUUGGAUUGACUGAUUGAAUCACCAAUAGGAUGUGGUUAGGAAAUUGGCCAUUGCGGGGCGUCGUCGCACCCCCGGUGGUCUUGGGUUAAAAAUGUACGUACGAAAGUCCGCGACCUGUCCUGGCAUCGUAGGGACAGGGGCUUCAACCCGCCCAAAGUGAAUCUCCUUUGGGUUUCUGAGCUGGCCCUUUUAUAGCAUCGCUUGAGGUGCCAUGACUCAAAGCUAGUUGAUAUGAAAUAAAAUAAUGAUAUGAUGUUCAAAUGGAAGGUGCUAAUAUAAAUAUAUUUAUUUAAGCUGUUUUUCUCCGUGACCACAUGUUGUUGUUUAAUUGUAUGUUAACGUGGUGUUAUUCUGUGAAUUAAUGCUGGUUUAGGUAUAUUUUCACUCAGCAUUUCGCUGAGCGUGUAGUCGUUGUUGUUUGACUGCACGCAGGUAGAAACACGGGUUUGGAUGGGCAACCCGGAGGGCAGUGAAGUGGUGAUGUGGCGUGGAUGGCUCCCAUUUUCUUUUAAUAAUUGAACAAUAUUUUAUUUGAUUAAACAGACUGUUAGAUA
This is a messenger RNA of Cuscuta campestris, 1733 nucleotides long. The record is from the annotation of a GenBank genome assembly. Lineage: Eukaryota; Viridiplantae; Streptophyta; Magnoliopsida; Solanales; Convolvulaceae.